AUUCAAUAUAUGCAGAUGCAGUUUCUACCCAGUUAUAUCAAUGGUUAUGAUCAGUUCAGUAAUAACUGUUCCACUAUUAUAAGAGAUUUAGUCGGAGAAGGAACCCAACAACUGUCAGCAAACACGGUGGCGGAGGACAGGGCCGCAGCAGCUUCCAAUAGACACAGCGAAGCGGAAAGAAGACGACGGAAGAGAAUCAACGGCCACCUUGCCACCCUCCGUACCCUCCUCCCCAACACCAUCAAGACAGAUAAAGCUUCAUUAUUGGCGGAGGUGGUCCGGCGAGUGAAGGAGUUAAAGAAGAUGGCGGCAGAAGCAGAAGUGGAAUCAACAAGUGACGAUGAUGAUGAUUAUUUCAUAAGUAGAAACAAGGAAUAUUAUAUGAUUCCAAGUGAGAUUGACGAGCUGGAAGUGACGUACGUGGGAGAAGAUUCAAGUAUGAUAAAAGCUUGCAUGUGCUGCCAGGAUCGGCCGGAACUUAUGGUGGAGCUACGGCGGGCGUUGGCGGUGGUAGGUGGGAAACUGGUGCGAACGGAGAUAGGGACACUGGGUGGAAGAAUCAAAUGUGUGUUAUGGGUUCAGAUAGCAAGAGAACAAGGGUUACCAGAGUUACGAAGAUCGUUAAAAGUGGUUAUGGAUCAGGCUGCAUUCUUGGAUCUGCCUCGAAACAAGAGACCACGUAUUUGAAUUUUGAUGAUUUAGAAGGAUCAUAUUCGGUUUUAUCUUUGAGGAAUUUAUUUACUAUAUUAUAAAAUCGAUUUUAUAACAUCUUAGAUAUGU
Molecule: messenger RNA, 780 nt
Organism: Cynara cardunculus var. scolymus (artichoke)
Lineage: Eukaryota; Viridiplantae; Streptophyta; Magnoliopsida; Asterales; Asteraceae
Product: transcription factor bHLH30-like
Exons: 2
Coding region: 10-687 (225 amino acids)
Biological process (GO): regulation of DNA-templated transcription
Molecular function (GO): protein dimerization activity; DNA-binding transcription factor activity
Source: RefSeq, a predicted model, not a curated record